Molecule: messenger RNA, 1146 nt
Organism: Carya illinoinensis
Lineage: Eukaryota; Viridiplantae; Streptophyta; Magnoliopsida; Fagales; Juglandaceae
Product: protein FAR1-RELATED SEQUENCE 5-like
Exons: 1
Coding region: 1-1146 (381 amino acids)
Source: RefSeq, a predicted model, not a curated record
AUGCUCUUCGACAUAAAUGAAGAUAUAGAUGAAGAAGAAGAUUUAGAGGGUACCACUGUUGUUUCGGAUGAUGAGGUUCGAGUUGAAGCACCAAGGUCGGGUAUGGAAUUCCCCAGUGCGAAAGAGGUUAAGACCUACUACAAGCAAUAUGCCAAGCAAGAGGGUUUUGGUGUAUGGUCAUUUAGGACUAGGAGAGAUGAUGAAGGGAGACCGGUGUACGUGACAUUUGGUUGUUCCCGUGGCGGGAAGUACCAACCUAAGGGUAACAAUAUCUCGAGGCCACGGCCAACAACCAAAACAGGUUGUAAGGCGAGGGUAAAUGCGACUUUGAAUAAGAAUGAGAAAUGGGUAUUCACCACUGUUGUAAAUGCGCACAACCACAUCACUGUGAGCCCCAAGAAGACAAGACUUUUGCGAUCUCACAAGUGUCUUGAUGAAUACAGUCAAAGGAUUCUCAAGCUUAAUGAUAGAGCUGGUAUACGAAUGAGCAAAAAUUACUAUUCACUUGUCGUUGAUGCAGGGGGUUUUGACAAUCUUCAAUUUCAAGAGAAAGAUUGUCGAAAUUUUAUUGAUAAGGCGCGACAUUUGAGGUUGGGCAAAGGAGGUGGCGACGCCCUUAAUCAGUAUUUUCAAAGAAUGAGAGAUCAGAAUGACGGUUUUGUCUCUAAUAUGGACGUGGAUGAUGAUGGAAGGUUACGGAACAUGUUUUGGGCUGAUGCUCGGAGUCGAGCGGCCUAUGAAUAUUUUGGCGACGUUGUAACUUUUGAUACAACGUACCUAACAAAUAGGUACGGGAUGCCGUUUGCCCUAUUCGUUGGUGUUAACCAUCAUGGGCAGUCCAUAUUAUUAGGAGCGGGGUUGCUUUCAAAUGAGGACACAAAUACUUUUAUCUGGUUGUUUCAAAUGUGGUUAAGUUGCAUGAAUGGUAAGGCACCCAAAGCUAUCAUAACCGACCAAGAUUGGGCAAUAAAGAAUGCUAUUGCAUGUGUAUUCCCCCAAACUAGACAUAGAUAUUGUUUAUGGCAUAUUAUGCGCAAACUUCCAAAGAAGUUAGGGUCUCAUGCCAAAUUCAAUGCGGGGUUGAAGACUGACAUUCAAACUGCAUUAUAUGACUCACAGACUACUACAGAAUUUGAGGAAAAUUGA